Messenger RNA from Coniophora puteana RWD-64-598 SS2, 2301 nucleotides. RefSeq names its product FAD-linked oxidoreductase. The transcript has 6 exons. Bases 11 to 1912 code for a protein of 633 amino acids. Gene Ontology annotation, molecular function: FAD binding; proline dehydrogenase activity. Gene Ontology annotation, cellular component: mitochondrion. NCBI's taxonomy places the organism in Eukaryota, Fungi, Basidiomycota, Agaricomycetes, Boletales, Coniophoraceae. The record is from RefSeq and is a predicted model, not a curated record.
GCCAAGUUACAUGUUCUCCGCCUCCAGACGCAUUUUAACCGCCAACACAGCUCCUAGACUCGGCUCUGGCAGCACCAAUGCCCGCCGCAAUCUCUCCAUCACAAACGCCUCUCCACCGCGCGUCCGCCCUCGUCGUGCACUCGCACUGACAGGCGCUGCGUUCGCGGGCUCCAUCCUGCUCGGCGGCGCGACCAUCUUCGCCGACUCGGCCGAGCUCGACCAGCCCGAGCUCCGCACCGCGUCCCUCUCGUCCCUGGUCCGCGCGUACGCCGUGUACACCAUGCUCUCCGUGCCCAAGCUCGUCGACUGGUCCCCUGCGAUUCUCAACGCGUGUCUCGCGACGCCCGGGCUCGAUGUGCCGACGCGGGCGUUUGUGAGGCGGACGUUCUUUGGACAUUUCGUCGGAGGCGAGUCGGCGCUGGACACUGUGCCCCUGCUCGAGCAGUUCCGGGCCAAGAACAAGGGCGUUCUGCUCAACUACUCUGUCGAGGUUGAUGCCGACGCGGCUAUUGGCCAUGGUAAUCAUUCCGACGCAGCUGAAUCGCGGCCGCACAAGCAGCUCAUCGAGGAGAUCAUACGCUCGAUUGACGUCGCUGCCGACUUUGAGGACCAGCACGGCAACGGGAGUCGGACGGGCAGGCGGACGUGGGUCGCACUCAAGCUGACCGCACUCCUCCCCGACGUCACCGCCCUCACACGGCUUUCCCUCCACCUCCUGCUCACGCGGCCCGCGCCGCAGACACCCGUCCUCUUCCCUGGCUCGCCGACGUCCACGGACCUCGACGUCCUCCUCGCGGACACGCUCGCCCAUGCACCGCCGGGCAACUCGCCGCUCACGCAGGAAGAUGUGCAGGUGCUGAGGGCGCUGCACGACGAUCUCGUGCGCGUGUGUGUGCGCGCGCAGGAGCGCAACGUGCGUGUUGUGGUCGAUGCGGAGUACAGCUGGUAUCAGCCGGCGAUAGACGCGUACGCACAUGCGCUCAUGGAGCGGUUCAACAAGGUCCCCAGAGCCUCGAGCUCUUCUUGGGUGUCCAAGGACAGCGGCAGCAGCACUAGCACAAGCGUGCAGCAGCCGCUCGUGUACAACACGUACCAGGCCUACCUCCGUCGCACCCCAGAGUUCCUCCGCGACUCCCUCGCGCGCGCCGACGCGGGCGGCUACGCGCUCGGCGUGAAGCUCGUCCGCGGCGCGUACCACUCGUACGAGGUCGCAGCGCACAACGCCGCUCGUGUGCUUCCACCGUCCGUUUUCCCGUCUUCUUCUUCUUCCUCUGCCUCUGUUUUCCCCGACUCCAAAUCCAAAUCCGAUUCCGCUGCAUCCCAUCCGCACUCGUCUUCGAUCUCACCCGACCCCGAGCCCCCCGUGUGGCCAACAAAGCCCGACACAGACGCGUGCUUCGAUGCGUGCGCGGCGGUCCUUGUGUCGCGCGUCGCGCGCAGUAUUAAAGGGAAGCAAGAACGAGGGAGCGCAACGCCGGUGCCGGUGGGUGUGCUGUUCGGGACGCAUAAUUGGGCGAGCUGCGAUCGUGUGCUCGAGGGGCUUGUCGGCGAGGGUGUGGCGCGCAAGGAGAUGGUCGAGGAGGGCGGGGAACACGAGAGCAGCGAGAGGGGGAACGGGAAAGAGAGAGAGGUGAUUGUGCUCCCGGAGACGGUGACGGAGCUGGUGGCGUUUGGACAGCUGCUGGGAAUGAGCGACGCACUCACCGACCACAUCAUCCACCGCACCCGCUCCGCCGCGCCGUGCGCGCUCAAGUACGUCCCGUACGGCGCGCUCGCGGACGUGAUGCCCUACCUCGGCCGGCGCGCGCAGGAGAACAGGAGCGUGCUCGGCGACGGCGGGGCGCGGCUCGAGCGCAAGCGCGCGGGCGCGGAGAUCCGUAGGCGCGUGGUUGGGGCUUUGAUGGGGCUUUGAGGGGUUUUUUUUUCGAGUUUAAGUUCGGGUUCGGGUUCGGGUUCGGGUUUUUGGAGUAUGAGGGGGUCGGGGGUCUCUGCUUUUUGGUGGAAUAUAGAGGGUUUCGGAUUAAAUUUGGUGGGUGAAUCUAGUGCGGAGUGAUUUCGUUUUCUUGGAGCGUACAUGCAUACCCCUUUGAUCCCUUGCUCGAGCAUGAGCAUGUUCACGUAGACCUUUUCUUCGUUUCAGACUGCUUGGGAUGUACACACACAGACUUCAUCUUCAUCACAACAAUUGCUACCGUAAUCGUGUAUAGAUGCACGUAGAUGUCAUUGACCAUUGCCGUCUGGCUCCAGAUACAUGUAGUCUAUCAGUCGUCUUACCACCUAAACUCAUUAUUAACAUAUUCA